AUGCCCAACAGCAGCUCCAUCAGCGAGUUCCUCCUGCUGGCAUUCGCAGACACACGGGAGCUGCAGCUCCUGCACUUCGCGCUCUUCCUGGGCAUCUACCUGGCUGCCCUCCUGGGCAACGGCCUCAUCCUCACCGCCGUAGCCUGUGACCACCGCCUCCACACCCCCAUGUACUUCUUCCUCUUCAACCUCGCCCUCCUCGACAUGGGCUGCAUCUCCACCACUCUCCCCAAAGCCAUGGCCAAUUCCCUCUGGGACACCAGGGCUAUUUCCUACUCGGGAUGUGUUGCCCAGGUCUUUCUUCUCCUACUCUUCCUUGCAGCAGAGUAUUCUCUUCUCACUGUCAUGGCCUAUGACCGCUAUGUAGCCAUCUGCAAGCCCCUGCACUACGGGAGCCUCGUGGGCAGCAGAGCUUGUGCCCAGAUGGCAGCAGCUGCCUGGGGCAGUGGGGUUCUCAAUGCUCUGCUGCACACUACCAAUACAUUUUCACUGCCCCUAUGUAGAGGAAAUACCCUGGACCAGUUCUUCUGUGAAAUUCCCCAGAUCCUCAAGCUCUCUUGCUCUGACUCCUACUUAAGGGAAAUCGGGCUCCUCGCAUUUAGUGUUUUUGUUUUUUUGGUGUGUUUUAUACUAAUCAUGCUGUCCUAUGUGCAGAUCUUCAGGGUCGUGCUGAGGAUGCCCUCUAAGCAUGGCCAGCACAAAGCCUUUUCCAUGUGCCUCCCUCACCUGGCCGUGGUGUCUCUGGUUAUUAGCACGGGCAUGUUUGCCUACCUGAAGCCCCCCUCCACCACUCUCUCAUCCCUGGAUCUUGUGGUAGCAGUUCUGUAUUCUGUGGUGCCCCCAGCAGUGAACCCCCUUAUCUACAGCAUGAGGAACCAGGAGCUCAAGGGUGCUCUUAGGAAAGUGAUUUCAAGGAUAUUUCUGAAUAGUGAUAAAUUUCCCUUCAUUCUCCACAAAUGA
Molecule: messenger RNA, 960 nt
Organism: Cygnus atratus (black swan)
Lineage: Eukaryota; Metazoa; Chordata; Aves; Anseriformes; Anatidae
Product: olfactory receptor 14C36-like
Exons: 1
Coding region: 1-960 (319 amino acids)
Biological process (GO): G protein-coupled receptor signaling pathway
Cellular component (GO): membrane
Molecular function (GO): olfactory receptor activity; G protein-coupled receptor activity
Source: RefSeq, a predicted model, not a curated record